Messenger RNA from Linum trigynum, 681 nucleotides. The record is from the annotation of a GenBank genome assembly. NCBI's taxonomy places the organism in Eukaryota, Viridiplantae, Streptophyta, Magnoliopsida, Malpighiales, Linaceae.
AUGCAAAAAAACAGAGCAUUACUGCUGCAGCAGAAACGGACCCGGCCGAGGAAGCAGCCUAUUCCUGACUAUCUGAAGCCACAAAUCAGCGGCACUUCUAUCAGCCUUGUUGCCCGCACAAAGCCAGUCCGAGACACAUCUAGCAAUCAAGAAAGACACCAUGCGCGGCGAAGCGGACAAGUCUUUGAAAAUUCUUCUGUUGCGCUCGAGCCAGAUACGCCAGCAGAAAGCAUGCAAAAAGACUCUGGAUCACCAGCUGGAAGCACUUUGAGACGAGUCUCGAGCCCACAACUUAAUCACCGACGAAAUGUCCUAGGUGGGGAUGUUGAUGCUAACCAAAGCCUUCAUCAUAAACCAGACCUCGCGACUGAAAGGGCAGGAAAUGAAGAGGUGGUCUAUGGUUUCUUCAAAGCAGCCGCACAAAGCACAGCGAUUCGGGAAAGACCAUCCUUUUUUCUUCAGCACAUCUUGGGUGAGGAUUUUUCGGUAAUAGACAGUCCAAAUGAAGGAGCAGACAUUAGGCGGAAUGACAGGACACCAAACGAUCUUGAAGGGGAAGUCACGGUCCGCAAGGUUGCUUCCCUUGACCAGCUCCGAAUAAUAAGAGUGGGAGCUGAACCCAUUAUUCUGCUUGAGCUCCCAAACAAUUUUAGAGGGACCUGCAGCAAGACUCGAGAAUGA